Molecule: messenger RNA, 1722 nt
Organism: Cryptococcus wingfieldii CBS 7118
Lineage: Eukaryota; Fungi; Basidiomycota; Tremellomycetes; Tremellales; Cryptococcaceae
Exons: 10
Coding region: 1-1722 (573 amino acids)
Biological process (GO): positive regulation of transcription by RNA polymerase II
Cellular component (GO): nucleus
Molecular function (GO): zinc ion binding; DNA-binding transcription factor activity, RNA polymerase II-specific; transcription cis-regulatory region binding
Source: RefSeq, a predicted model, not a curated record
AUGCUAGCUCCUGGGACGAACAAGACGAAAGUGACUAGGUCGAAGAAUGGGUGUCUUGUUUGUAGGAGUCGAAGGGUCAAGUGUGAUACAGGCAAACCCGAAUGCGAGAGGUGUAUCAAGUACGGCGCCGAGUGUGUGUACCCGGAGAGAAAGACAUUCAACUCCCAAAAGGUCGCUGAAAAGCUGCACAAACGACAUCAUUCCAGCCCAGUCGCCGAAUCUUCCGCAUCCGCCCAAAGUAGACCCCGAUCCGAGAUCCAGCUUCAGCUUCAGCCAGAACCAUCCCCCACCCCUCGCAGCGUACCGUCCUCCGCAUCCCAUCAUUUCCAUCCAUCGCACAUGGCACAUCAGUCUCAUCAUGGAAAGCCUACGAAUGUUGCGCCGCUGCACAAGAUUAGGGCGAUGGAUCCGUUUGAUCUGUUGAUGGCGCUGUGUCGGGAUACGAGGAUGGGGCAGUUCUUUAGUGGGCCUGUGGAUCCGCCAGAGUUUUUGAAGGAGGCGUUUCCAGUGGCCGAUGAUCUCAGAUGUUUCCAUCACUGUUUCACGUACACACUCUCCACUUUUGUCGUACACGAAGAUCCGAACCCAUGGCUCGACCACGUCAUCCCUCUCCUUCUCUUCGCCUCCGGAGAUACGCCUUUGUGUACUGGUGCUUUGAGACUAGCACUGCUUGCCGUCGGCGCAGUACAUCUCGCUUCAUUAGAAGACAAGGGAAGCGCGCCCGACACCAAUGGACAUACCUCUCGCCUGGGACUCAGCUAUAGAAACGAAGCUAUCAGACUCUUGAGGAUGGCGCAGCAUGUCCCGGUGGAGCUGAGAUCGGAUACGUUUCUGGCGGCGAGUAUGAUGGUCUCGGGUGCCGAUCUGCUAGGUGCCCAGCCGAGAUGGCGCGAGGCCUUACGACUUGCCCAUGCUUCUGUUCGGUUUCGAGGUGGAUGCGAUGCGAUUCUAUUCGGCGACCGCGGACCAGAGCCUCCGCUCCCUCUUCGAGUCUGUUUGAUCGAGUACUUGGUGCAUGUGGAUCUGCUAGCGUCGAUGACAACGGGCGAUCCUUGUGUUGUGAUUACAGAGUCGUCGGAUUGGUGGGAGAAGCUGCAAAGUCAAGAUUCAUCCGUGCUCGAUUCGAUCGAGAGUACUACCGGGUACCAUCGCAGUAUCGUCAAACUUACCGUUCGCGCCAACAACAUCCUCUUCGAAGCCUGCCACCGCUCCCGAUACAUCUCCCCUCCCUCUCCUUCGUCCACCCCCACCCACCGGCCAGAGCUUCCACAACGUAUAAUCAAGUUCUGCACCGACCUCGAAGCAUGGAGGAGAGACGUUCUGCCGACUAUCACGGAUAAGAGGACGAGGGACGGGAGUUUGGCGCUUUGGGUGGGGGUGCAGAUCUUGGUGCAUCGGGAGCUGCUGGGGAGGAGACGGGAGGAGGAGGUGGUACAGAAGUAUGCUGUGGAGGCGCUGGAUAUCUGCGCGGAUGUGGGACCGAAAGUGGAGUAUAUGAACUGGCCCCUUCUCAUCGCCUGCACAGUCCUCUACGCCCCUCCCCAGCGCCAACGCGCCCGGGAGAUCAUCAAAUCAUUCAUGUACCAGUGCUCAUACGAGCUCGACGUGCUGGAGAAAGUGUCAGAAGAGUGUUGGAGGAGAAUGGACGAAGGGAUGGACGACGAGGCUUGUAUGUGGCGAGAGAUCUUGAUAGAGAUUGGAUCUGCGGUCAUGUUGGGUUAA